GGCUGGACUUCCCGCGCCCGACCGGCCGUCAGCUGGCCUCUAGAAGAGGGGAGCCGACGCGUUCUGGGGACGCGGCUGGACUUCCCGCGCCCGACCGGCCGUCAGCUGGCCUCUAGAAGAGGGGAACCGACGCGUUCUGGGGACGCGGCUGGACUUCCCGCGCCCGACCGGCCGUCAGCUGGCCUCUAGAAGAGGGGAACCGACGCGUUCUGGGGACGCGGCUGGACUUCCCGCGCCCGACCGGCCGUCAGCUGGCCUCUAGAAGAGGGGAACCGCCGAGGUCUGGGGACGCGGCUGGGCUCGGACCGGCACGUUGGCAGAGCCGCUGGACUUCCCGCACGCGCCGGGGAGACAGCGACGCCACGUCCGGGUGAACAGGAGCGUGCUGAGUCCGGCAGGGAGCGGCGAGCUUCAGACACGGCAGGUGGAGAAGCGCUUGCCGCUGCAUCUUUCUCCGCUUAGAACCACGUCGUGCGGUGAGUGAGGUCCGGAACGAUCCGGCCUCCUCCCAGGUCGUCCGGGACCAGCGUGCGGACCAACCACCAUCAACGGACAGGAAGGCAAUGACCCGGAUUCAGUGUCCAUCGAGAGUCCGCGACCACACUGCAGCGGCUGAGUGCUGAACUGUGCCCCUACUCCUGCUCGGCGCCGACUCGGAUGGUGCACCCCGAUCAGGAGUUCGGAGAGAGUGACGUCCGGCUGGGGCCCGUGGAAAACAGGAGCAGGCGAUGGACAGAGACGAGAGCAAGAACGGAGAGCCAGCGUCCUGGGCAAGGGCCGACAGCCUAGAGGCGCGGCCCAGGUCCAGCUGGAACGGCACCACGCCCGUCCAGGCCAUGACGUCGGAGAUGGACAGCCUCCAGGUGUUCUCCGAUGAGAGGCAGACGGUCUCCAGCUCCAGCAGCAUGAACAAUGUGCCAAAAUGGUUCGACUCGAUGGUCAAGUGUGAGAGGACCUCCCGAUCGUCGUCCCAGGAGCGGGCGUCCAUGCGCACGGCGGAGCCGGCGCCGCGGGUGCUGGACCUGGACCUGGCAGGACCCGGCCGCCUGCGCACCAGCUCCGGCUGCGACUCGUCCAGCGGCCGACUCAACUCGCCGAAGGUGAUACCGGAGGACUGGCUGGACACGUUGCCGUCGCAGCCUCCCAUCUCGCCCAUGGCCUCCAGCCCCGGGCUGACGGGCGGCGCCGGCCGGAUGACCUCGCUGGAGGAGUCCUGGGGCCACCUGCAGGCCUUCAAUCGCCAGCAGCGAGGCCGCAUCAGCAGCGUCCAGCUGGACACGGCGGACGUCAUGCACAUGUACAUGCCGACCAAGGACAGGUGA
This is a messenger RNA of Pollicipes pollicipes, 1322 nucleotides long. RefSeq lists its product as uncharacterized. The transcript has 6 exons. The coding region runs from base 729 to 1322 and encodes 197 amino acids. The record is from RefSeq and is a predicted model, not a curated record. Lineage: Eukaryota; Metazoa; Arthropoda; Thecostraca; Pollicipedomorpha; Pollicipedidae.